UUAAUCUUUAUAGCUGUAACUCUGUAGUGCACUCAGUAGGGCUCAUAACUCACUCACUCCCUCCCUCCUCCACACCCUACAAACUUCUUUUUGUUGUUUCUUCACCCCAUUAAAAUCAAUAUUCACCAAACAAUAAACUUUCCAACGAAACAAAGGUCUUUAAUACCGGAGCUCGUGCACUCCCUUUCCAGCGCGAGGCCAUACAGUCCAUACGCAAACUCCACACGAACACGAAGACUUUUCAGCCCCUCCUACUUUGGGGCGCGUCCCAAUAGCGGUUAGCUAGCUUGGGUAGUGCGCGCGGACAUGCUUCCGAACUGUAUAGCAUGCGUGCGGUGACGUCAGUCGGAGUGUAAAGACUAGGCUAGGCUAGGGUGCUAGUGCGGGUUGGAUUGGAACGCGGCCACGGUGUAAGUUAAUGUCCCUCCGGUGUUUGGAGCGCAGCACUCUCACGCGCAGGGAUGAAGAACAUUCCACAGCACUUCUUUCCCUCGUGGGCGGGGCCUGGCGGGGGCGGAGGCUGGUCCUGGCCUCUGUGUAUAAAAUGGGAGGCCGGUGAAAGUCUUCAGUUGUGGGGUCUGGACUCGGCGCUGUGGUGCAUGCUGUGUCGUGGGGGCAGAGAGAAGCUGGACCAGGCCUGUCAGAGGGGCAGAGUGGCACUGCAACUACCCAAAGCCAUGCUCCAACUCAAACUGCCCCGCCUCUUCAACAUCCACCAGAUCCCAAAGGUGUUUUGGGAGGACAGCAUCAUAUCCGGUUACAGACACCCUCAAAGCUCCGCCCUGGACUGCAUCCUCAGCAGCUUUCAGAUGACCAAUGAGACGGUGAAUAUCUGGACCCACUUCCUGCCAACAUGGUACUUCCUGUGGCGCUUCUGUGUGCUCUGUUCCACGGUGGACUUCCUGUCUGAGAGCUACACGUGGCCGCUGCUGGUGUACAUGCUGCUGAUCUGCUUGUAUCCCUUCACAUCCAGCUGUGCUCACACCUUCAGCACCAUGUCACCUAAAGCUCGGCAUAUCUGCUACUUCUUCGAUUAUGGAGCACUCAGCCUUUACAGCCUGGGUUGUGCCAUAGCGUACGGCUCCUACGUGAUGCCCGAGUGUUGGGUGAACAGUCUUCUCCAUCGCCACUUCAUCCCCAUCGCCAUCGCUAACUCCGUCUUCUGCACCAGCGCCUCCUGCUACUCCAGGUUUUUAGAACUGCAGUUUCCUCAGAAGAGUAAAAUCCUGAGGACCGGAGCCUUCGUCGUUCCCUUCAUAUUCGACACUGUCCCACUGUUCUACAGACUCUUGCUGUGUUUCGGAGGAAGCUGCACUCACACGGAAGCUGUGUCCAGUCACUGCUAUCACCUGCUGUUUGCUUUCCUCACCUGCUUCCUCUUUGCCUCUCACCUUCCAGAGAGACUCGCACCGGGACGCUUCGACUACUUCGGUCACAGUCACCAGCUGUUCCACAUCUGCGCUGUGAUCGGCACGCACUUCCAAAUGGAGGCGGUUCUGGCGGAUAUGACGUCACGUCAGAGCUGGUUCUCCGCCCACUCGGCCUCUCCGUCCUUCCUGGGAACGCUGGGAGCUCUGGCCCUCGGCAUCCUGCUCAACCUGGGCAUCAUCGCUCUGUUCAGCGCCAGUCUGCCUCAUGCUUUGAACCUCAGCCCCGAGAAAGGAGGCGCUACGACCCGCACACCACAGCCGAGCGCCGCCUCGAAAGACGAGUAAAAUCCUCCACUCUGCACUUCAGAAAAAAAGAAGAAGAAGCUCUAAACAGGGCCCAGGGACUGAAGGAAUAGAGAUGCACCGAAAUUUAAUUUAAUUUAAAAUCUUUUUUUUUUUAAAUUUCGAAAGCUAACGAUGCCCAAAAAAGCCCGGAAUUUUAUUUUAUUUUAAUUAUUUAAAAUUAAUUUUUAAAAAAUAAUCCUGUACAUAAACUCAUAUAAGUAAGCAGGAAUUUGAGAAGGUAAAAAAUGCCCCCCAAAAAAGUGAAAAAAAUUUAAAAAAUCACUUUUAAUUAUUUAAAAUUAAGUUUAAUGAUAAAAUCAUCAAAAAAAUCAAUAAUCAACUUUAUAAAAUAAAAAUUAUUUUCCAUAUUUUAGGAUGAAAUCGAUCCAUAAAAAUGUGAAAGAAUUGCUUAAAAAUGUAAAAAUUUCAUUUAAAAUAGAUUUUAAAAUAUGUUUUUGCACUACUACGUUGUCCAGUGUUGCGAGACGUGAGGGAAUUUUUCACGAUCGUUUUGUUUUGAAUCACUUUUAAGCCAAAAAUGGGCUUUUUUUGCUGUGAUUCCACCUCCCCCACCCCCCAAAAAGCACUUUCUUAUAAAAUUAUAUUAGAAAUCAAUCGCACCUUGAUUUCGACAAAUCCAAAAAUCUAGGUUUUUUUUACCGUUAUGUCUUUUACAUGCCUCGUCACAUGGAAUUUUUUCCGACUUUCUCCGCCAUUGUUGAUGUCUGAGAUUACCUUCACAGGAAGUGUGUAAAGAUGGCCACGCCCACAAUCCAAAAAUUCACCCAAAUCUGUUAAAACAAAAAAAAGAAACUAAAUGUUUCAAUCUGUCAUGAUUAAAAAAAUGUUUCAACAUUGUUCAUUAAAUUUUUCUACAAAAUUUAAAAGAAAAAAAAAUGUCAAAAAAAUUGACAUUUAGAUACAAAAUUUUAAUCAGUGUCAACUUUUUGUCCUGAUUUUAUUUAUAUAUAUAUAUAUAUAUAUAUAUAAAAAAAAAAAAAACUUUUUAUUUAAAAAAGAAAAAAAAAUCACCACAAUAUCUGAGCUAUUUCAGAGAAGCGUUAUUUACCCUCUGUAAUCCCGAUGUGAUGUCAUGUGAUGUCAUGUGAUGUCAUCAUAUCGCUCGGCGUUGAUGUUUUUCACCUGAGCUUUUUUUUUCUUUCUAAAACCUCAUUAAAAACGUGAAUAAUACAAUUUCUGAAAUGGUACGGAAAAAAAGACUUAAAAAAUAAUGAGCCUUGAGAUGUCUUGAAUUUGAACGUUUUCAGUUCGGUGCAUCGCUAUUUUAUUACCUUUAUAACCUUUAUCCCAACAGAUAGCACUUAGGCAGUCCACUGCUUCGUAUUUUAUCUACUUUUUAGAUAUUUUGCUCCUUUAUAGCUCUUCAGUUUGGUAUUUCAGCUGAUGACCCUCUGAUGAUGUUACCUUUCUGGUAGAGAAGAAUUGUUCUGUGGUAUGAAACAAGCAAAUAUACAUAUAUAUAUAUAAACACUGCAGAAAGGUCAGGGCUUAAAUGAAGCGAAUACUGAAUUUUCUACCUUGCAUUUAUUUUAACACAAGUGCCUCCUUAGGGAUUUCUCUGUACAAGAUAUUAUUAUUAUUAUUAUUAUUAUUAUUA
This is a messenger RNA of Hemibagrus wyckioides, 3333 nucleotides long. It is a transcript of the gene paqr6, whose product is annotated as progestin and adipoQ receptor family member VI. The transcript has 8 exons. NCBI's taxonomy places the organism in Eukaryota, Metazoa, Chordata, Actinopteri, Siluriformes, Bagridae. The coding region runs from base 462 to 1715 and encodes 417 amino acids. The record is from RefSeq and is a predicted model, not a curated record. Gene Ontology annotation, cellular component: membrane. Gene Ontology annotation, molecular function: signaling receptor activity.